This is a messenger RNA of Penicillium soppii, 1056 nucleotides long. RefSeq lists its product as uncharacterized. The coding region runs from base 1 to 1056 and encodes 351 amino acids. The record is from RefSeq and is a predicted model, not a curated record. Gene Ontology annotation, molecular function: carbon-oxygen lyase activity, acting on phosphates. The transcript has a single exon. Lineage: Eukaryota; Fungi; Ascomycota; Eurotiomycetes; Eurotiales; Aspergillaceae.
AUGAUUACGUCGCUCCCCAUGAUAUCCGGAGAGGAAUAUGGCCAAGUCCUAUCCGACUUUUUAAAGCAAAUUGGUUUCCGGAUGCCCUCUAUUGGCUAUGAUUCCUCCCUCGAGCAACCCGUGGUAGAAUACUUCGCCCGUCAGCCAUGGGAUAAUCAUCUCAAACAAAAAGCAGCUAAAAUGGCGAAGUGGAUGUCUACGGGCUUAGGAAUGUGUUAUCCAUAUGCAAGUCGACAAUCGCAGAUUGCGUAUGGCAUCCACGCAACUUUUGUCCUGUUUAUUGAUGAUAUUGUUGUGGAGUUAGGGAAAUCCCUGGAUCACUUCCAGCAGAACCUUGUGCAAGGUAAAUCACAGGAACACUCUGUUCUGCAAUCCUUGGUGGAUUUUCUCGCACUGGAAGACGGAUAUCUGGGUUCAUAUGGCCGCUCAAUGAUGCUGAAAUCAACUAUUGAAUUUGUCAGCGGAUGCAUCAUCGAACGGGACUAUGAUGGUAAAAUGCAACCACCAUUCAAAGCGACAAAGUUUCCGGACUACCUGCGUCAGAAAACUGGCUACACCGAGCCAUACGCCCAUUUUGUCUACCCCGAAGAAAUGUUUCCGGAGGCAACUCAUUUACAACUUUAUCUACCACUCAUCCAAGACCUCUGUGAAUUCAUCAGCUAUGGAAACGACAUUCUGUCCUUCUUCAAAGAGUCCGUUAUUGGCAAUGAACGAUUGAACUACAUCUGCAACGUGGCCUUUGUCAACGACAUUUCUCCUGCUGAUGCAUUGCGCUUGGUAUGUCACAACGUGGUGGAAAAUAUCAAAAGCAUACGCACUGUUCUUUCGGAUCACCCCUCUAUGCUCAAAAUCACUGAAGAAUUCCUAUGCGGAUAUAUCGCCUGGUACAUCAACCAAGAUCGUUAUCACUUGACGGACAUCACUGUCCGGGAUAUAGAAGAUGAAAUCAUUCAGCAAACACCACGGGAACCGCAGUCAGUUCACAUUACCCGCACCCUGGGAGUGUUGCAAGAAAGUGAUAUCGAGAGGCAGGACACUCAGGUCGCUUGCAUUUGA